AUGGCGAACUUCGAGCUGCCGCUGGGCGACGACCUGAUGCGCGACCGCGCGCGCAUGUUCGGCGAGUUCCUGGACGACGAGACCAACUACCGUGACGCCGCGCGCAAGAUGCUGCACCAGGGCCGGUGCCGCCUCGUCAUCAACGUCGACGACCUGCGCUCGUACAACCGCGCCUACGCCACGGGCCUGCUCGACGAGCCCAACGAGUACCUGCCGGCAUUCGACAUGGCGUUGCGUGCCCUCGUCGGCAUCCUGAACGCCAAGGAGGAGGACCUCUCCGAGAGGCAGUUCUACAUCGGCCUGCGCGGCAGCUUCGGCGACCACCACGUGAACCCGCGCACGCUGCGCAGCCAGCACCUGGGCAAGAUGAUGAGCUUGGAGGGCAUUGUGACGAAGUGCUCGCUCGUGCGGCCAAAGAUCCUCAGGUCGGUGCACUACUGCGAGGAGACGAUGCGCUUCCACGCGCGCGAGUACCGCGAUGCGACGAUGUACGGCAAUGCGCCGCCCUCGACGGCCGCGUACCCGACCGAGGACGGCGACGGGCACCGCCUGACGACCGAGUACGGCUACAGCAUCUACCGCGACCACCAGAUGGUCAGCAUCCAGGAGAUGCCGGAGCGCGCGCCACCCGGGCAGCUGCCGCGCUCCAUCGACGUCGUCAUGGACGACGACCUCGUGGACCAGUGCAAGCCGGGCGACCGCAUCCAGCUCGUCGGCAUGUACCGCAGCAUGGGCAACCGCGUGGGCCAGAGCACGAGCUCGACGUUCCGCACGCUGAUGAUCGGCAACAACCUCAACCUGCUCUCCUCCAAGGCCGGCGGCGGCAUCGCGCAGGCGCACAUCACCGACACGGACGUGCGCAACAUCAACAAGAUCGCCAAGCGCCGCAACAUCUUCCAGCUGCUCUCGCAGUCGCUGGCGCCGUCGAUCUACGGGCACGACUACAUCAAGAAGGCCAUUCUGCUGCUGCUGCUCGGCGGCAUGGAGAAGAACCUGCCGAACGGCACGCACAUCCGCGGUGACAUCAACAUCCUCAUGGUCGGCGAUCCGUCGACGGCCAAGUCGCAGAUGCUGCGCUUCGUGCUCAACACGGCGCCGCUGGCCAUCGCCACGACGGGCCGCGGCAGCUCCGGCGUCGGUCUGACGGCGGCGGUGACGAGCGACAAGGAGACGGGCGAGCGGCGCCUCGAGGCCGGCGCCAUGGUCCUGGCCGACCGCGGCGUCGUGUGCAUCGACGAGUUCGACAAGAUGAGCGACGUCGACCGCGUCGCCAUCCACGAAGUGAUGGAGCAGCAGACGGUGACCAUCGCCAAGGCCGGCAUUCACACCAGCCUGAACGCGCGCUGCAGUGUCGUCGCCGCCGCGAACCCGAUCUACGGCCAGUACGACGUGCACAAGGACCCGCACAAGAAUAUCGCGCUGCCCGACUCGCUGCUCUCGCGUUUCGACCUGCUGUUCGUCGUGACCGACGACGUCGACGAGCAGCGCGACCGCAUGAUCAGCGAGCACGUGCUGCGCAUGCACCGCUACCUGCAGCCGGGCCUCGACGAGGGCCAGCCGGCGGCCGACAGCCUCGACCAGGCACUCAACGUCGGCGCGCCCGACGGCACAGACGCCGACGGUGCGGCCAUGCUGGGCGACUCGAGCCCGUUCGAGAAGUACAACCCGCUGCUGCACGCCGGCGUGACCGCCUCGGGCAGCGCCAAGAAGCGCGAGGUGCUGAGCAUGGCGUUCGUCAAGAAGUACAUCCAGUACGCCAAGCAGCGCAUCCAGCCCGCGCUCUCCAAGGGCGCGGCCGAGUGGAUCGUCAACGUGUACGCCAACCUGCGCAACGACGAGAUGUCGGGCAACCAGCGCAAGACGAGCCCGCUGACGGCGCGCACGCUCGAGACGCUCAUCCGUCUCUCCACGGCGCAUGCCAAGGCGCGCCUCAGCAGCACCGUCGACGAGCGUGAUGCUGAGGCGGCCGAGGAGAUUCUGCGCUUUGCUCUCUUCAAGGAGGUCAUCACGUCGCGCCGGCAGAACAAGCGGCAGCGCACCGCCAACGGCAGCCGCUCGCCCGAGGGCGACAGCGACCUGGACGACGAUGCCGACGUGCCCGAGGUCGAAGCUGCGCCGUACAAGGGCACCGGCGCGUACAGCACGCGCGGCGCCACGCGCAACGGAGCAGCAGCCAAGGACGUCUCGCCCGUCGCCUCGCUCGACGACGACGCCAUGGACGAGGACGCAGAGGCUGCCAUGGAGGAGGCCGACGCAGAGGCUGUGCUGCGGGUCGGUGUGCCGCCCGCCGAGGCAGCUGCUGCCCCUGCCGCGGCCGCGUCGAUCAGCGAGGCGCGCCUGGGCUCGUUCCGGGAUCGCAUGGCCGCCGUCAUGUCCUCGGGCGGCUCGAUGGCCGAGGAGGAGGCCUUCUCGCUCGACGCCCUCCUGCCGGCCGUCAACCACGGCCUGCCGUCGAACGACCUCUUCAGCAGCGCCGAGGCGCGCGCGGCGCUGCAGCAGAUGAGCGACGCCGACCAGAUCAUGCUCGAUGCCGAGGGCGUCAUCUACCGCAUCUAG
This is a messenger RNA of Tilletiopsis washingtonensis, 2556 nucleotides long. RefSeq names its product MCM-domain-containing protein. Gene Ontology annotation, cellular component: nucleus; MCM complex. The coding region runs from base 1 to 2556 and encodes 851 amino acids. Gene Ontology annotation, molecular function: single-stranded DNA binding; single-stranded DNA helicase activity; ATP binding. NCBI's taxonomy places the organism in Eukaryota, Fungi, Basidiomycota, Exobasidiomycetes, Entylomatales. The record is from RefSeq and is a predicted model, not a curated record. The transcript has 5 exons. Gene Ontology annotation, biological process: DNA strand elongation involved in DNA replication; double-strand break repair via break-induced replication; mitotic DNA replication initiation.